Gossypium raimondii (Peruvian cotton) is the source of this 932-nucleotide messenger RNA. RefSeq lists its product as hypothetical. The transcript has a single exon. The coding region runs from base 467 to 679 and encodes 70 amino acids. The record is from RefSeq and is a predicted model, not a curated record. Lineage: Eukaryota; Viridiplantae; Streptophyta; Magnoliopsida; Malvales; Malvaceae.
UCUUAACACAUAUGAAUCCUGGUUCAUAGGACCUACACAAAUUACAUUAAGCCACAAGCAAACAAGGUUUCCAGGCAAAAGGGUCAACUUAACACAUGCAGACCUAGUUGCUUUACAAUUCACUUCUUUUUAUUUAUAUAUAUCUUUAAUAAAAGCAAUAAAGCAAAGCUAAAAGAAGCCUUGAAAAUAAAAACAAUUUAUCAGAAGCCAAUGGAAGAAACUGGGCUUCUCCAUAAAGCAAAUCCACUAACAUUUCCAUACCUUACCUCCCCUUUAAACUCAUCCCUUCUUUCACACCAAGUUUAGCAUCAUCCCCUUCUCCUUCGCCACCAAGAAAAACAUUAGUUCCAUUGCCACCCCAUCCUACAUAAUAGAAUGUACACUUGUUCAUUUUCCCAUUUGUAUUGGAAGACAAGUUCCCAAACAUUCAAAACUUUCCCUUAAAAACAAGAAAGAAAGAGAAGAAAUGAGUGCAGAUUGGGGACCAGUCAUUGUUUCAGUAGUUUUAUUCAUAUUGUUGUCACCAGGGUUGUUGUUCCAGCUACCAGCAAGGACUCGAGUGAUAGAGUUUGGUAAUAUGUGCACAAGUGGGAUAGCCAUCCUAGUUCAUGCUGUCAUAUAUUUCUGCAUAAUCACUAUCUUGAUGGUGGCUAUUGGUAUUCACAUACAUAUUAACUGAUCCAAACUCUCAAGAAAAGGGUACCUCUUUGUUUCUUUUUUUUUUUUUUCAUUGGCUCUCAUUUGUUUUUUACUUACAAGAAGCUUAUGUUCUAGUUUCUUCCAUGUUAUAAACCUACUUCCCCUUUUGUUUUUUCACUAUUUUGUUCAUUGUUGUUUGCAAGAGAAAUCUUGACAGUGUAAUAAUGAAAGCUAUAUCAUGACAAGGUGGUCCAAUUUGUACGAAAUUUAUUCAGGCUAAAGAUCUUUGAUAA